UAAUUAUAGCAUUCGACAAAAUAAGAUUUUGUCACAUUGUUUUAUUGAAAUCGUGUUAUGGCAAUAACAUUUGACAAUAAACCUCGUACUAGUAACAUGACAGAAACCGAUAACAUUCAAUUACCGAUAGAUAAAUAUUUUAAGAAAGAAAAGUUUAUUGACAAAAGUAUAUUUUAUAUGUAGGUAAUUAUACACAUACUGUCAUACCUGUCUACAUCAGAUAGGAUGUCAGCAGGACUAGUCAACCAUACAUGGCAUGAAGCAUCUCUUGCAAUGAAAUUUGUGGAUCAAGAAGUAUUGGUUUUGGGUCGACCAUGUACAGAUAAUUUGAACCAAAUAAUGGAAGUAUUGCAGUGUUCCAUGCGACCAUUUUACCACUUUGUUUUUAGAGAAGUAGAACUGAAAAGAAACAUGCCAAUCUGGGAUCAGUAUGGACCUCGUAUGAAAAGUCUUGUAUUGUUGUGUUGUGACUUAAGUGAAAAGGCACUUAUAGAAAUUUUUAAAUGUUGCACAUCUCUAAAAGUAUUACAUAUAAAUGAUUGUCGGGAAUGUCUGAUGUCUGGAAGACUCUUAGAGGAUGAGAGUGACAUAAAAGAACUUUCAGAAACAUUUAAAAAUCUUCAAGAGCUUAGCCUUGGAUAUAAUCGCUUUUUGAGUGAUGCUCUUUUUAACAGACUUGUUGCCAUCUGUCCAAAUGUAGAAUCCUUAAGUCUUAUGGGGUGUCAAAUAUCUUUCCAUUGUGGAUUGUAUAAAAAAUUUUAUCCUCAAAAUAUAACAUUGCCUGAUGCGUCGCAAUCAGUUUUAACGUUUUUAAAUGCAUUACAUUACCUCAGGCAACAAGCAUACAAGUUAAAACGAUUGAAUUUCGGGUAUACUUUAAUCGAUGGAACGGCUUUGACUACUUUAGCUGCUUUAGAAGAUUUAAAACUUGAAUCCUUAAUGCUUCAAGGUUGUUAUCAAUUAACUGUCCAAGGAAUUAAGGGAUUAACACAGCAUCAAACUUGUUUAAAAAUUCUUGACCUCAGUUAUUGCGUGCGUAUUACGGACGCUAGUUUACUCCAUAUCUGUAAAAAUUUGACAAAGUUAGAGACGCUUCGGAUAAAAAGAUGCCGUGCAGUAACUGACUGUGGUGUAAAGUACAUUCGGUUACUCAAAAAUUUAAAAGAACUUGAUAUUUCUGAAAAUGAACUACUUACUGGAGACUGUAUUACUCUUGGAAUUUGUUCUGAUCCUAAUAUAAACGAUAGUAAUAUGGAGCAAGAUAUCGACUCUGAAAAUUUCAAUUUUGGUCCUACAGAUCAACAUUCUGUUAUGAAAAAGACCAUACAAAAAAAGACAGUACAAAUGCUCUCAGCAAAUGCAUUAAAUCUUCAUGAAGAAUCUAUUGAAUGUAUAUCUAAAUGUUUUCCAAACUUAAGACUACUUGAACUUAAUUAUUGCUUUAGUGGUGUCACCAAUAAAACAAUACAGAUGAUAUUCAAGGAGCUUGUACAUUUGCAAACAUUAAAAAUAAGCCAUUGUGAUAAGGUCAGUGAUGCUGGCUUGAUUGGUAUGGAUGCUGGUAACCAUGAGCAUUUUGAACCAAUUCAAGUUGUACAUGAACCAGAAUUUACAGAAUCCAACAGAUUAAGAAUUAGCUUACGGUCAAGGGCCGAAGAAGAAAUUGUACGCGAUGCUAAUCGCAAACGAGAAGUAAUGAAAAUCUGUGAAAACGUUGUUAAGCCGGUAGAUUUUAAUACAUUUUCCGGAUUUUCUUUGAUUCGACUUAAAUGUCUUCGAGAACUCGAUCUUUCUGGAUGCAAUAGAAUUACAGAUCUCAGUUUAAAACAUGCAUUUGCAUUUUUGGAAUUAAAAAUUUUAAAUUUAAGCCAGUGUCAGCAAAUAACAGAUGUGGGAUUAGAUUAUUUAUCUAAAAAUAACCCAGCAAUUGAAGAUUUAAAUUUAAAUCAGUGUCACAACAUAUCAGAUAUUGGAAUAUCUUAUCUCGCACAAAGAUUGCACAGAUUAAAACGGCUUAUUAUACAGGGAUGUUCACAAUUGACAGAUCAUACUCUUGACGCUAUUAAGUUGUAUUGCAAAAGUCUUCAUUAUCUUGAUACACGUUACUGUCGAGGAAUGUCAGUAGCAGGACUUGAAAGUUUAACACAUUUGUAUGUUGAUUGGAUCAAACAUAUAGAUGACAUCGUUUCUUCAGAGCAUGGGGUACCUCCACCACCUGCACCACCUUUACCGUCAUUAUCGUCCUUGCCAUAGAGGCGGCUUCAAUAUUUCCUUUCGCAUUUUAAAGACAGGGUAAGGGAAAAUUGAAGUAUUAUUUUACGUAAUUUGUACAUAUAAUGUGUUUAUAAGAUUUAAUUUAAUAGGAGACAAGACACGAUAGUGAUUUCUAUAUCUCCUUUCACAGAAUAUGGUUGUAGGAUUUUCGUAAACGUUCGUCUAUUAGAUAAAUGAAUUUGUAUAAAAUAAUUUAAAAAGAGCACGAAGCAAAGUUUUAAUAUAAUGUUGUUAUUUGAUAUCAUACACAUAGAAAUUUUAAAAUAUUUUAAAAUAACUAUGUAGAAAUGUUUAUAAUUAUGUACAUAGAAAGAGGUAUAAGGAAAUUUCAAUUUGUAUUAUAUCAAAUAUCUGGCAAAAAUUGUGAUCCUUUGCUAGAGAAGAUCAAAUAGUUUAAAUAGAUGGAAAUAAAAUAUUUAUUGAAUUCUGUUCAACAUAAAAAGUCAAAGGUAAUUAAACAAAUAUGUUUGUAAAAUAUAGAGCGAUAAUGUGAUUUACAGUAAGUGCAAUAAAGUGAGCCAAACUGUUAUUUAAAAAAUAAGCAAUUUGUAGUCACAUAAACUAUUAUUAAAUAUCUUACAAAUUUUAUUCUUUUCCAUGUUGCAAUAUAAUGAACAUAUAAUGAUUAUUACUGAAUUAAUAAAAAACUAGUAGUUAUAUAUAAAAUUCUAUAUGUAUUUAAAAAGAUUCAUCUCUAUAUUUUGACAUGUACAAUACAAAUUACAAUUUAAAAAUGGAAAUUUAAGAAUUUUGUGAAUUAAGUUGGAAAUUUUUGUACAUAGAUUUAUUCCAUGCAUAGAGUACAAAAUCAUCCUAACAUUCAUAGCACUGAAAUUUAUAUCAGAGUAUUUUCUAUCAAUAUGCUGCCAUUGUUAGAGAAAAAUCAUAAAAUAAAAUAAAUACAACUUAAUGAUCUAUUAACUGAUAAUGUAAGAUGUAUUUUUUGAGAACACAUUUAGUAAUGUCAUUCAAAAAUAAAUAUGUUUUUUCAUACAUUAUUAAUUUAUUUGUGAAAGUUUUACGUUCUUAAAUUAUUUAUUGUAAUUAUAUAUACAUAUAUAUAUAUUUGUGAUAUACAUUUUGUGUAAGGAUAGACCGUUUAAAUUAGGAUAUGUAAUAAGAUUAUAUAAACAGUGAUCUAAAUUUUAUUCAAAAACAAACAAAUUUAACAGUAUUUUUAAUGAUAGUCAAAAAUUCUAUUUUUAUCGAAUGAAGUAGUUUCCAUGAAGUCUGUACUUUUAAUGAUCUUUUAUCUUGCAUUUCAAUUGCUUUUUCAAUAUAUGUAUUUAUCGUGACACUUAUUAUAGACGGCGGAAUCAAGUCAAUUUCUAUUUGUUAUACGAUAAAAGAAGGAUAUGAGUGUCAGGUUUACAAGACAAAUGUAAACGAAUAAAGUAGUGAACCGCUUUUUUCAGUAUUUGUCUUUAGAGAUACUAACGUUUUAAUUUAUCAUCAGUGCUAUUUUAUAAUUAGUAGCAAAACACGCAAUUUACAAUCAGUAUUCGAGGAAUUAUUGUUCACUCGUAGUUCGUUCGAACCCAACUUGAAUUCUUUUUGUACAAAAUUCUUAAUGUAUCACAAAAUUUGAUACCUACAAGCAGUGUAGUAUCAACUAUACUUUUUUUUUUGUACAGGAUACAUCAUUUUGAUUCUGUUGCAAUUUGACCUCUGAUUUGGUCUUCUAUGGGUAAAAAAAACAUGAAGCGAACAAUUCAUUAACUUAAAAUUCUGCGCAUUUCUAAAAAUGGUUAAUUAUGCUCAAUUGUUUUGAACUAUUCUUCAAUAUUUUUAGAAACGGUAACCCAUAGAAGUUCAAUAACAAUUUAAUAAAUGUUUAGAACAAGAAUGUUUUAUACAAUUUUUACAUUUUAUGCUGUAAAUUAAUGAUCGACACUUAGUAGUUAGGCAAUAAAAUUAAUGUUAACACAUAGAUAAGUGAUAUAAAUAUACUAUGUAAGUUAAAUCUACGAAACUAUUAAGUGUGCUGAAAUUAAUUUCGAGACGAAAAAAGAAAGUAAAAUAAGUAUGUGAGAAAUGUAUGGUUGACACUUCACUGUAUAUGGAAUUACAUAACGUAUACUAAGUUUUCUAUAAAUGUAAUACAUUUUCUUGGCAAAUGAAUAUAAAAAACCUACUUAUUACUAAAUUAAAAUAACGGUUUAAUGUGACAAAGAUACAACAUACUAUUCUGAUUAUAUUAGUUUCUGAUAUACACAAAUUCAAAUUGUCAAUUUAUUUGUUAAGGAUCCAAGACUAAGAUUCCAGUGUUUAAUGUGUGAUCACAAAUCAUAUCAUUAUUUCUUAAACUAUCUACUGCAAAAGAAUAAUUACUUGAAAAGAAGGAACAAUUGUUAUUUUUACAUAAAAAUAAAUAGACGUUAAUCCAUUUUUCUUUUUGCAAAAGCAUCCGUAUACUUAAAUUUAAAGAUAAAUAAUUUAAAUACCCUCUACUACUAAUAAUAGAAUAAUUCAUCAUAAGAACUAGAAUUGUGCAACUUUUUUCCUAUUCAUGUAAUUCUUUUAUUCUAAUUCAGAUAACUUUUUGUUUCAUUUGUAAAAGUCAUUAAAAGAAUUCAAUUUCCAAUUAUAUUAAAUUAUCAAGAAACAACUAUACACAAGAUAAAAUACGAAAUUAUCCAUUAUAGGAAAAAAUGUUUUACACAACUUAAAGGCAGUGAUAGUCCUUGAACAAGGACACUGAAAUCUUAGUUUGUACUAUCAUUUUUAAUCCCAAUUUAACCAUGUACCACAGCGAAAAAAGUAGUUAUGAAAAAUAUAAUGAAACAUUAAACAAAUCUUUUUUACUCUCUUAACACACUGUUCUGUAUGUAUAGAUUUAUAUAUACAUAUAUACUUAUGUAUUUUCUUGUACGCGUCGCAUCAUUGUAAUUGAUUCGUACUUUAAUAAAUACUGUGCUUUACACACAUCA
Molecule: messenger RNA, 5204 nt
Organism: Osmia lignaria (orchard mason bee)
Lineage: Eukaryota; Metazoa; Arthropoda; Insecta; Hymenoptera; Megachilidae
Source: RefSeq, a predicted model, not a curated record